Molecule: messenger RNA, 1977 nt
Organism: Aureobasidium pullulans EXF-150
Lineage: Eukaryota; Fungi; Ascomycota; Dothideomycetes; Dothideales; Saccotheciaceae
Product: MFS general substrate transporter
Exons: 6
Coding region: 368-1879 (503 amino acids)
Biological process (GO): transmembrane transport
Molecular function (GO): transmembrane transporter activity
Source: RefSeq, a predicted model, not a curated record
CGGCGGUGCCUGUGAUAGUGUCUCCUAUCUCGCACCCCGACGCUUGUACCUUCCUCAGCGUGUUGGAUUCAAGACUGCCGCUUCUGCCCGCUCAAAAUUGCAGGAAGGUCCAAGGUGAAAACGGCGAUCCUUCACCCACUGUUUGGCAUGACUUUGGCAUAUUCUGGGGCAAACAGUGGUCCUCGUGGCAGUUGAGUUCAGGGCCACUGCUGAUAGUAUGCACAGGUCAAAGCGAUGACUAUCAUUCCGGGGUAACCUGUUGCUUCCUUAUAUCUGUAUAAAUGCCCGUACGAAUAUCCAAUUGAGUCUCCACUUCUCAGUCCGUAUAUUCUCUCUAUACUCGUGGUAGUCACAGCACAUCUUCAACAUGGCAUCGUUUGCUGCUGCUCCUCCAAACACACACGCAGGUGGAGACGAUGAAGCCCUCCGAACACAUGGAACGAUACCGAUGAAUGACACAACCGUCUACGCCGAUGAAAGAGUCAACAUGGAAGAAUACAAGAACGCUGUUCCCUGGUGGAAGCGGGUGUACCAAGACAGUUUCACACAGAUGAUGCUCCUGUCUAUGCAAAGUUUCUGCGGUCCGGCCAUGGCAGAUGCCAUUGCUGGUCUCGGUGGUGGUGGUCUUGCCUCAGCCCAAACAAAUAACAUCGCCAAUGCAAUUAACUACGUUAUGCUAGCCUUGGUCUGCUUCCUUGGUGGUCCUCUUGUGAACAAGCUGGGAGUAAAAUGGUCGUUGGUCAUCGGAGCCAUGUCGUUCCCAAUCCAAGGUUCAUCAUACUACUGCAACAGCAAGUUUGGAAACCAAUGGUAUAUCAUCUUCGGUGGCUUCGUCUCUGGUAUUGGCACGGGAUGCUGGUAUGUUGCUGAAUCUGGAACCAUCAUGAGUCUUGCUCCUUCAGGUGCUCGUGGCAAGUAUCUUGCCUUCUGGAUCGUGGCUCGUAACCUCGGUCAACUGGUCGGCGGUGCUAUCAACUUGUCGAAGAACCAUCUUAAGGGUGCUGACGCUGGCGUCACCCCUGACACAUAUAUUGCUUUCCUGAUCAUCGAAUGUCUUGCACUGCCGUUCGCUCUCAUGAUUUCUCCUCUCGAGAGAGUCGUCCGAUCAGAUGGUACACGUAUUCUAGUCUCUGAGAGGAUUGGAACCAAGCAGGAGUUCAAACUCAUCAAGACUACCAUGACUUCCAGCUUAAUCGUGCUCUCUGCCUUCUGGGCCAUGUGGAGUUUCUUCUACUCCGGCACUUGGAGCACCUAUCUCGGAAUCUACUUCUCUGUGCGUGCUCGCGCUCUGUCAUCCCUGAUCUCACCAUUUUUCUGCAUUGUCGGAUGCUUCGGUCUCGGCUUCAUCCUCGACAUGAAAUCCCUCAGCCAACGCCAACGCGCCCGCGUCGGCCUCUUCGUCGUCGUAAUACUAAACCUCGGCGUCUACAUCUGGUCCAUCAUCAUGCAAGUAAGAUUCAACGCCAACGACCCCGGUCGCAUCGAUUGGGACGAUUCCCUCUACCCUACCUCUUUCCUGCCCUAUUUCUUCGUCCAAACCACUGGACCUUUGUCUCAAUCAUAUAUGUACUGGUUACUGUCUUCCUUCGCAACUGAUGCCCAAGCGAAUGUGCGCAAUGGAGCUGCAUUCAGAUGUCUGGAAGCCAUUGGACAGGCUAUCAGCUAUGGUAUGAACACGCAGACGGAAGCUAGUCCUUUGAUUGGCUUCUGUGUUAGUUUCGGGCUCAUGGCUUUGGCUACGGCGCCGAUGAUCAUGUUGACUAACAAGACGCCGGAUCGUAUUCCUGCUGAUGUUAUUCUGGAGGGACAGGAGGCGCUGGAUGCCAAGAUUGCUGAUGAGUCUGAGGUUGUUACUGGAAAGGUGGACCAGAAAAUUUAGGUGGAUGGACCAUCUAGCAGUACUGUUUGGUCUGAUAGACUGUGCAUGAUUAAUAAGAGUUGAAAUCUGAGAUACCUACACAAUGCGAGUCGUAACAC